This is a messenger RNA of Salvia miltiorrhiza (redroot sage), 1575 nucleotides long. RefSeq names its product disease resistance RPP8-like protein 3. The transcript has a single exon. NCBI's taxonomy places the organism in Eukaryota, Viridiplantae, Streptophyta, Magnoliopsida, Lamiales, Lamiaceae. Gene Ontology annotation, molecular function: alpha-tubulin binding. Gene Ontology annotation, biological process: protein folding. Bases 1 to 1575 code for a protein of 524 amino acids. The record is from RefSeq and is a predicted model, not a curated record.
AUGCGAAAUUCAGUCUUCACUGAUGCAUAUAAUGAGAUAUCAAAGGUACUUUUCCCAAGUUACGACUACUUACCUCAAUAUCUUAAAAUGCCUUUUCUGUAUAUGGGAGUCUUCCCUCCUGAUUAUGACAUCCCUCUUUCCAAGAUCAUGAAUAUGUUGGCUACUGAGGAUUGGUUUCAUAACACAAAAAAGAAACGAUCUUUGGAGGAUUCUGUGUGGCAAUGUUUGGACGAGCUUUGUAAGAAUAAGAAUCUUGUUUUAUUCAACCAAAGGAGCAUUUCUAGGACUACGUGGAUGAUUGUCAAUCACAAGUUUAAAACUUGUCGCCUUCAUUCUUCGUGGCGGCAUGUGUGUAGAGGAGAGGCUCGGAAGAACAAGUUUUAUCAUGUCCUAAAAAAGCUUGUCGAAGGCUUAGAAGAUGAUGUAAAAGGUCAGCGUUGCUUGUGUCUUGAAAAUAAUCUUUUAUUUGGCAUCAAAGAAUUUUGCAACUCUGUGAGAUUGAAUUGUGCAUCCUCUACACGUUCUCUCCUCUUUUUCGGUCCAUACCACCAAUAUCCAAUCCCAGUAGGUGAUGAUUUCAAGUUUCUUGGGAAAUUAGAUGCUCUUAAUCUACGUUUGUACACUUUUCCAAUAGAAAUUCUAACGUUAGUCCUGCUAAAGUACCUUGCUCUAACUUGCAAUGGAGAACUCCCUGCAACCAUAUCCAAACUUUUCAACCUUCGAGUCUUGAUUAUCCAUCCACAUAAUAGCAUUAGAAUUUGUGGAGUUCCAUCAUAUAUACCAAUACAAAUAUGGGAUAUGCAAGAGUUAGAGCAUAUUGAGAUAUUGGGGAAGAGCCUUAUAGCUCCAUCUCAUUCUGCUUCUUUGGAAAAGCUCUCAACACUUGAAGGUGUGAAUGCCAACAUUUAUACUAUCCUGGACCUUUCCAAAAAAGUUCCUUGCAUAAGGAAAUUAGGAGUUCAAAUCGAGCUAACGCCUUAUGAUGACCAUGACGACCUUAUCAGUUGCUUUGGUUGUGUUUCAACACUUAAAAGUUUGAAGAUAUUGAAAUGUAGUAUCAUAAAUCCUGUGGUGAAGUACGGUUAUGCAUUUCCUAGUUCAUUGUUAACUUUUCCAGGUGUAUUGAAAAAGUUACAUUUGAGUGGCAUGUGUUUUUCUUGGGAACACAUGGAUGUAAUCGGCUCUUUGCCAUUUCUUGAAGUGCUCAAAUUGCGAGCCUACGCCUUUCGGGGUCCAAAGUGGGAAGCGCGAGAGGGAAGUUUUAUGAAAGUUAAGUUUCUUCUAGUUAAAGACAGUGAUUUGGUGCAAUGGAAACCGAAAUUUGGAAGCUUCCCUGAUCUUGUGUGCCUAAGCAUGAAACAUUGCUACAAACUAGAAGAGAUCCAUUGGCCGUCUAAAAUUUCAUUCGGAGUGAUUGAAUUAAGAAACUGCAAUCCUGUAGCUUUGACUUGUGCUAAGCAGUUACAACUGGGAAGAUAUGCUUCCAUUGAUGUUACGGCCACUUCUUCUUUCGACGAGAAACCCAUUGCUAUCAAGUUUACAAGGUUAGUAUUGCAACUGCUGAUCAAUUUAUGA